This is a messenger RNA of Aricia agestis (brown argus), 1370 nucleotides long. RefSeq lists its product as uncharacterized. Lineage: Eukaryota; Metazoa; Arthropoda; Insecta; Lepidoptera; Lycaenidae. The transcript has a single exon. The record is from RefSeq and is a predicted model, not a curated record. Bases 537 to 1370 code for a protein of 277 amino acids.
UCGCCACGGCUAACAUAUACUCCGUAUAUUUUGCUGGUUUAAAAAUAGUAAAUCUUGUUAAAAAGUUUAAAAAACAAGUGUAGUGCCUACAUUAACAAGAGAACUGAAACAUAUAUUGUGGACAAAGUUAAAAAGUGCUUAAAAACUGUUAAAAUAGUGCUGAAGUGCUGCUGUGAAAAGACGGUUAUUUUCGAGCAAUUAAAAACUUUUUUGACAAUACAAAACUUGGUGUGGUGUUAAUUUAAGCUAAGAAGUGAGAAGUGAAAAUACAUAUCGCCAAAUAACGUAAACUUUAAAAAUAAUCAAUUUAAAGGUCGAUGAAUUGGCAAAAUUGACUAUAAUUACAGCGCCAUCUAUGAGCGACAGUUUGUAACUUCUCACUAGAUAGAUCACUAAAGAUCGUUUGACACUGUAAUACCAAAAGUGUACUAACAGAGGGCACCACUAGUACCAAAAAAUUAAUAACUCCAAGAAAAUAGUUGAAAGCUGUACUAUAACAAUUAUAAUUACUGUACCUUAUUCGUCGACUAGCAAAAAUGAGUAAAACGAUGCGCACUCCGACUAAAAAUUCCCCAAAGCAGAGCAGCAGUACCUCGGCUGUUGAUAAGCCGAAUAAGCGACCACGACCAAAUACCUCACCCCAACAGGUAGAGAAAUACCACGACAAACAAGAAGAAAUUUUAAGUAUGCUGUCACAAGUGCUUUUAGAGUUAUCUGAAAUGCGUAAAUCUAAUGUGGAAAUGCAGAAAACUCUUGAAUUUUACUCAAAAAACUUUGAAAAUUUAAAUACUCGAAUAAAGUCACUAGAAGAAGAAAAACAACACCAAAACAUGUAUAUAAAUAAACUGGAAACAAAGCUGGAAGACUUGGAACGCCACUCCAGAGCCUCCUGUAUAGAAAUUCGAGGAAUCCCACCUAAAAAAUCGGAAUCGAAGACAGAACUUAUAACAUACAUAAAUAGAAUUCACACGAAAAUCAAUGUCCAAACCGAAAGCAAUAUCAUCAAAGACAUUUACCGUCUAAGCCGCAAACCAAAUGGAGAACGUCCGAUAGUGGUUGAGUAUACAACAAACCUGUUCAAGGACAAGAUACUACAAGCCACCAAAAAAUAUAAUUCCUCAAAUACCACAGAUAGAAUGAACACCAUAUCCCUUGGCUUUGAAGGCAAUAAGACCCCAGUAUAUAUAUCUGAGCUGUUAACACCUAAAGCAAGACGACUAUUCUUCCUGGCGCGAGACGUAACUAAACAAAUUGGCUAUGAUUUCUGCUGGACUGCAAAUGGCAAGGUUUUAAUGCGUAAAACGGAAGGUCUUUCUCUCAUUGUAAUCUCCAACGAGAAGCAACUCGAAGACCUGAAACAAAAAAACUAA